Molecule: messenger RNA, 1392 nt
Organism: Candidozyma auris
Lineage: Eukaryota; Fungi; Ascomycota; Pichiomycetes; Serinales; Metschnikowiaceae
Gene: VAN1
Product: Van1p
Exons: 2
Coding region: 1-1392 (463 amino acids)
Biological process (GO): protein N-linked glycosylation; cell wall mannoprotein biosynthetic process
Cellular component (GO): mannan polymerase complex
Molecular function (GO): alpha-1,6-mannosyltransferase activity
Source: RefSeq, a predicted model, not a curated record
AUGGUGUUUAAGGAUAAAGCGUCGGACCUUCCAAUAUACAACAAUCGUUUUCGUCCCAGACGACCUUCUCGGGGCUUGAUCCGAGGAAUCUUCAUUGGAGCGGUGAUCCUACUAUUAAUAUGGGGAUUUCUUCAAAGAAAGACAAAAUUCAACUUUCUGAUCCAGGAAAAGGCCGUCUUGACUGAGGACUAUGAUCUAUAUACUGUGACAAAAGAUGGGGUCCAGAAAGUCGAACCGCAGGAUGCUGCAACAGAUGAAGAAGCUGAAAGAAUCUACAAAGAAACGGUGAGUUUCUACGAUUUGAAUGACUACCAAGGCACCACCAGGGGCGAGUCUGCCAACGAGGUAGUGUUGUUUUUAAUGCCCCUUAGAAACGCUGAGCACGUUUUACCCAUGGCUUUUCAAAACAUCAUGAACCUUACGUACGACCACUCGUUGAUUGAUAUUGCAUUUUUGGUUUCCGACUGUUCUCCUGGCGACACCACGUUGGAAUCCGUAUUCAAAUACUCCAUUUCUUUGCAGAACGGCACAUUGGCAGACGAACUUUUAAUGGCAGAACAGGACAAGUUGAAAAACUCAGUGAAAGGAACAAAUGACUUGUACGAGAACUACAUGGACCAGGCAUACAUGGAGAACGUUAGAAAGGCUUACAACUCCCCGGAGACAUGGCACAAGGGCUAUAGAACACCAUUUCGGUCGGUUUCCAUUUACGUCAAGGACUUUGGUCAGGUAAUUGGCCAGGGAUUCAGUGACAGACACGCGGUGAAAGUGCAAGGGAUCCGUAGAAAACUAAUGGGCAGAGCGAGAAAUUGGCUCACAGCCAGUGCUUUGCAACCUCACCAUUCGUGGGUUUACUGGAGAGACGUUGAUAUCGAAACGUGUCCCGGGUCAGUUAUCCAAGAUUUGAUGAAGUUCGACUAUGAUGUCAUGGUUCCCAAUAUCUGGAGGCCGUUACCGAGCUUUUUGGACAAUGAGCAGCCGUACGAUCUCAACUCGUGGGUCGAAUCAGACGCUGCUCUUGAACUCGCCAAGAAACUCGACGAGGACGAUGUUAUCGUGGAAGGUUACGCCGAAUACCCGACAUGGAGAGUGCAUUUGGCGUACUUGCGAGAUGCCAACGGCAAUCCCAACGAGGUUCUUGACCUAGAUGGUGUGGGUGGUGUUUCUAUACUUGCAAAAGCAAAAAUCUUCAGACAGGGCGUUCAUUUCCCAGCAUUUACAUUUUUGAACCACGCAGAGACCGAGGCAUUCGGAAAGAUGGCAAAGAAGAUGGGCUUCAAAGUCGGCGGGUUACCGCACUAUACUAUCUGGCACAUCUACGAGCCGAGCGAGGAUGACUUGAAGAAAAUUGCCGCCAUGGAGAGGCAAAAGAGGCGUCAGAAGGGCGGUUAG